Molecule: messenger RNA, 1533 nt
Organism: Lodderomyces jiufengensis
Lineage: Eukaryota; Fungi; Ascomycota; Pichiomycetes; Serinales; Debaryomycetaceae
Exons: 1
Coding region: 1-1533 (510 amino acids)
Source: RefSeq, a predicted model, not a curated record
AUGUCUUUAGCUGAUGGUGAAUAUGAAAUAGACAUAUCAGUACUACUAAAUGAAACAAAUAACAAUUCCGAUGAUCAAGAACUCAAUGAAUAUGAAGAUAUAGCAAUAAGAUAUGGAUUUAUACCAGAUUCUAUGGAUCAAUCCAAGCCGUUAAAGUUAUAUAAACAUGAUCAAUCAUAUAUUUUACAAGCUUCUUCAUCAGAACCAAAUAAGAAGCCAAUACUAUUUGAAGGUUCAGCAACAAGACAUAAUGAUUCAGAAUUUUAUUUCACUUAUGAUGAAGAAAGCAUAGAUAAUUUGACUUUGAAAUUAAGUCAACUAGAUAGUACAAUUAGAUUUAACAAAAGUAGGGAUACACUAAAGUUACAAUCAGAAAUUAAAUUAUUAGAAAAAGAAUUCGAAAAACAACAACACCAAUUGCAAACACUACAACAACAGAAAGCAGCAAUAGCGAAGAAUCCAGAACAACAAAGACUAAAUAAAUUCAAAAAAUUAGAGCAAGAAAAAUCAGAACUUCUAAAAAAGCUGGAACAACUGAAAUGGGAACAAAAGAAAAAAGAGCAACAAGAAUGGGAAGAGAAGAAAUUAGAGCACCAAAAGUUGGAGUUAAAGAAACUAGAACUACAAAAGAUUGAAGCUAAAAGAAGAGAAGCACCUCAAAAACCAGUCAAUAAACAAUCUCCUACAAAACCUAGCAAAUUUACAAACACCAAAUCAACUAAAUCACCAAUCAAAAAAGAAGUCAAAUCGAGUACUUUACAUAUACCGUCCAUAAAUUCAAAAGUUGCAUCAAAACGACCGCCGACAGCUACAAGUACUCCUGAACCAAGAGAUUCUAUUAAAGAAUCAAUUAUAAGUGAAUCAGAUUUUGACGAUUUGAAGAAUGACCUGCUGGAUGAUGAUGAUCAAAUAAAGUUCCCUGAAUUUACUAUAGCAUUUGACGAAUCAAAAGAGGAAAAAGCUCCGCCCAAAAAAAAGGCUAUCAAAGUUGUAGCAUCAGAAAUACCGAAAAAUGAAUCAAAAGGAUUAGACGAAAAGUCUACUAUUCCGACAAGGACUAAUAAUUCAGCUCCAAAACCUCAGAUUCAUACAGCAAAUGAUUCCAAACCCCAAAAAAAGACAAGAAGGAAGGAGUCAAUGGUUGAUGAGUUUGAUGAGCUAGAAAAUCAAUUGCAAGAAGUUUUAGAAUUUGAAGAGGAAGUACCAAAGGAAGAUAAUGCCAUGAAGCCAAAAGACACAAUUCUAGAUAAAGAAUCAGCGGAAAAUGUAAUAUCAACUAGUACCACUUCCAUGCGAGUAACAAAAAAUUCAAACAAUUCAGACUCAGAUAUGGAUGACAGUGAUUUCGAUACGUAUAAUUUUGGAAAUAAUAAUAUUAAAAUAGAUGAAGGUGUCAAUCAUAGAAAAUCGAAUAGUUUUUCAUUAAAUGUAAAUUCACAAGGUAAACCUAGAAGUUUAAGAGAAUUAAUGGGUGGUGGGAAGAAGUCUAUCACUAAGGCUGAAAAUGAUGGAAGUAGCAGUGAAGAAGAAUAA